GAUGCUGUUAGUCUCUUCCAUCGAAUGAAUGAGUCCUCUUCCUUCAGUCGUUUCUCUUUUUCGAGAAAUGCGGAUAUUAGGUAUCCCAAUUAAUGAAUUCAUGUUGAAUAUUUUGAUUAAUAAUUAUUGCUUGAUGCAUCGUGUUGAUUGUGCAUUUUCGCUGUUACCCAUUCACUUGAAGAGUGGCAUUCCACUGAAUGUUGUCACCUUUACCACUCUAAGGGAAUUAUUUGCUGAAAAUAAAGUCACAGAUGCAGUUGUCUUGUUCAAAAAAUUGGUGAGAGAGAAGAUCCUUGAGCCGAAUGAAGUCAUGUAUGGAACCGUCAUGAAUGGACUCAGCAAAAGGGGACAUACUGAGAAGACUUUAAGUUUGCUUCAUUUAAUGGAACAAGGGAGCACUAAGCCCGACACAUUUAAGUACAACAUUGUCAUAGAUGCCCUUUGUAAAGAUAGAAACUUAGAUGCUGCUAUCAACCUGCUGAAUGAGAUGAAGCAGAAAAACAUUCCUCCAGACAGAGUCACAUAUAAUUCAUUAAUUGAUGGUUUGUGUAAACUUGGUCUGUGGGAAAAGUUUAAGACUUUGUUCUCUGAGAUGGUGAAUCUUAAUAUUUAUCCAAAUGUCAAUACCUUCAACAUACUAAUAGAUGGACUAUGCAAAGAAGGGAAAGUGGAAGAUGCCGAGGAAGGAAUGAAAUGCAGGGUCGGAAAGGGUGUAGAGCCUGAUAUAAUCACCUACAAUGCGAUAAUGGAUGGAUAUUGUUUGCGUGGUCAAGUGGAUAGAGCAAGGAGAAUUUUUGAUAUAAUGAUAGAUAAGUGCAUUGAACCUGACAUUAUUAGCUAUAACGUACUAAUAAAUGGAUACGGUAAGAAAAAGAAAGUGGCCAAGGCCAUGCAAUUGCUUGGUGAAAUUUCUCAAAGGGGAUCAAAACCUAAUACUGUUACCUACAAUACUAUCUUGCAAGGUCUGUUUGUUGUUGGAAGAAUUGGCGAUGCAAAACGAGUUUAUGCCGAGAUGCUAUCUAGGGGGCCUGUACCUAAUUCAUCCACUCAUCGUACAUUGCUCAAAGGUUAUUUUAGGUAUGGACUUGUUGAAGUUUAUUUUAGGUAUGGACUUGUUGAAGAGGCUAUGUCACUCUUUAAUAAGUUGAAAAUAAAUAGAGAAGAUACUGAUAUUGAACUUUACAAUGUUGUCAUUAAUGGAUUGUGCAAAAAUGGUAAACUGGAUGAAGCUCAGUCUGUUUUUGAGAAUCUUUCUUUGAUUGGAUUGCCUCCGGAUGUGAGAACAUACAAUACAAUGAUAACUGGAUUUUGUAUACAAGGAUUGUUAGAUGAAGCUAAAAGUAUGCUAAGAAAAAUGGAGAAGAAUCGUUGUUUGCCAAACAAUGUCACUUACAAUGUGUUUGUGCAAGGAUUUCUCAAGUGGAGCAAAUUUAGUGAAAUGAGAACUUUUAUGAAGGAAAUGGCUGAUAGGGGCUUCUCUUUUGAUGCAAGUACAGCUGGAUUUUUGCUAAACGUAGUAAGGGAGAAUCCUUCUGUCCUUGACAUGAUACCAGAGCUUCACUCGAAAAAUAACUAUUGAAUAUUUGUUUUGGUUGGUUUAUUGGGCUAUGCUAUCACUGUGAUACAAUUUCCUUUCAUCCCUACAAAAGAUAUGGCAUCCAAUGCAAUUGCAAAAGGUGAUGACAAAUAGAGCAUUGCUUGAGCUUUCUAGGCAGCCGUAUUGAGGAGGAAAGUCAUAGAACUGGGAAGAUUAUCCAAGUAACGGACAUUGCGGACUUUUUGACAGAAGAGGUUCAUAUAUUUGUUUGUCGGUAUUGGAGCAACAACAAAGAACGGUUGGAAAGCCUUAUAUUUAUUUCAUCAAUAUUUUGAAAUGAUAGGCGUUAUGAUGUUGGAGAACUUAUGAUUUGGAUGAAUAGGAACAUUUUCAGUCAAAUCUUGAGAUCUUACCUGUAUAGCUUUCUAUUUCAAGUUUACUUUGAUGAGUUUUGGAUCAUUUGGGCUUAAUCUAGAGUCGGUCACAUGUUAGGGGUGAUUUACAAGAAUGGAUGUGGAAGUGGAUGGUCUUGAACUUUUCACCACACUUGUCCCAUGUGCAAAACUUCAAGUUCAACAAGUUUUGACUUUCACCUCGAAAGGUUUGUCCUUUGAGCAAUUGGAGGUUAAAAGUUUCAAGGCCACCUUUUUUUAAGGUCAUCGGGUGUAAUUCCCUCCAUGUCAAGGGGAGAUGGAUUGGAUAACAUUUUCUAUUUAUUGCCUUUUCAAUUUCUCCUCUUACCUUUGUUGCGCUACACUUAGCGUCAAGAGCUUGGUGUUGUACUAGUAUUUCUUGAUUUUUUAUCUUGUAGUGUUUUUGUAACUAGUAUUUCCUCUUUGAUCAACCAUGAAAGUGAAUCUAUCAUAUGAGUUUUUGUUGGUUAUUACCUUCUUCACUGUUUCUUU
Molecule: messenger RNA, 2442 nt
Organism: Capsicum annuum
Lineage: Eukaryota; Viridiplantae; Streptophyta; Magnoliopsida; Solanales; Solanaceae
Product: pentatricopeptide repeat-containing protein At1g62670, mitochondrial
Exons: 3
Coding region: 29-1579 (516 amino acids)
Molecular function (GO): protein binding
Source: RefSeq, a predicted model, not a curated record